Messenger RNA from Vicia faba (fava bean), 315 nucleotides. NCBI's taxonomy places the organism in Eukaryota, Viridiplantae, Streptophyta, Magnoliopsida, Fabales, Fabaceae. The record is from the annotation of a GenBank genome assembly.
AUGUCUCUACAUCGAACAAAGGCAACAAUUAUUGGUCUAUUAGAGGCUAGUAGAGUGAAUGAAUGGGUUGUCACUGAAAAACUUGGAGCUACUCUCAAGGUUAAAGGUGGUGCUAAAGUUUCCAAAAAUAUUCGACUUAACAUUGGAGACAGGAUUGGAAUGUCAGAACUUUGUGUUGGACUCUACCUCCUAUUUUGUGGUUCAUAUGAUGUUAUGUAUGGGAAAAAUCAAUUCUUCAUAUUCCUAUACAUUCAAGCGAUUGCUUUCUUCAUCCUGGCAUUCGGAUAUGUUGGCACUAUUGUUCCCAACUACUAG